UCUCUGUACAGAAUGCCCAAAAGAACAGCUGCACAAGAGCUGUAUGGAGAGUACAGGGAGCAGCUGGGUAAUUUUGCCAGACGGGAGGCCACACGCCUGCUCACUGAGAGGCAAUCAAAGAAACAUGCUGCCAGUGCCCAGAGAACCAGGAGAAGUUUCGGUCGGGCACAUCAUGUCUCCUUGGAAACGGGACCCAUGACCUCAGGGUUUAGCCACUCCUCCUCAGUAAACAAGCCCUGCCCCCAUUCAAAAUGUCAAGACUGCCUUGGGCGGAUUCAGAGGUAUAUAGUGACAAAGCUUGGGGAGGACUGGCUGUUCCUGGUGCUGCUGGGCUUCACUAUGGCUCUGAUCAGCUGGAGUAUGGACUACGCAAGUGCUAAGAGCCUGCAAGCAUAUAAAUGGAUGUAUGUGGAACUGAAAGGGAAUGUGCCACUCCAAUAUUUGGCCUGGGUCACAUAUCCCAUAAUACUCAUAGUGUUCUCCUCUCUCUUCUGCCACCUGGUCGCCCCACAAGCAAUUGGGUCUGGUAUCCCAGAGCUGAAGACCAUUCUGCGAGGGGUGGUGCUGAAGGAGUAUUUGACUCUGAAAGCUUUUGUGGCAAAAGUCAUCGGCCUAACCGCUAGUCUGGGCAGUGGCAUGCCUCUGGGAAAGGAGGGCCCUUUUGUCCACAUUGCCAGUAUCUGUGCUGCUGUGCUGAGCAGAGUCUUGUCCAUCUUCACUGGGGUGUAUGAGAAUAGCGCCCAUGUUCAGGACCUGCUGGUGUGUGCGUGUGCGGUGGGAGUGGGCACCUGUUUCGCUGCCCCUGUGGGAGGCGUGUUGUUCAGUAUUGAGGUCACGUCCACAUAUUUUGCAGUGAGGAAUUACUGGAGAGGAUACUUUGCAGCCACCUUCAGUGCCUUUAUAUUCAGAGUCCUCUCCGUGUGGAACAAAGACUCUGUCACUAUUACAGCUCUGUUUCGCACAAACUUCCGCAUGGAGUUUCCUUUUGACCUGCAGGAGCUGCCAGCAUUUGCUGUCAUUGGGAUCUCAUGUGGAUUUCUGGGAGCUUUUUUUGUCUAUCUGAACAGGCAGGUUGUUUUGUUCAUGAGGAGACCAACAGCACUCACCCGUUUUCUCACCAAACACCGGUUGAUUUACCCUGCUGUGGUGACGCUGAUUAUUGCCACCUUCACGUUCCCUCCAGGCUUUGGCCAGUUCAUGGCUGGUGAGCUGAUGCCAAGGGAGUGUAUCAACUCUCUUUUUGAUAAUUUCACCUGGACAAAGAUUUGGAGAUCUGCUUCACCUCCCGGCUUGGGACGCUCUGCCAUGUGGCUUCAUCCACAUGUCAGCGUCUUCAUCAUCCUUCUCCUGUUUUUCAUUAUGAAGUUUUGGAUGUCUGCAGUGUCUACAACGAUGCCUAUCCCUUCUGGUGCCUUCAUGCCUGUCUUUAUACUGGGAGCUGCAUUCGGUCGGCUGGUGGGCGAAAUCAUGGCCACUCUCUUCCCUAAUGGAAUUCUUUUUGAUGGCAUUGUUUACCGAAUCCUUCCUGGAGGUUACGCUGUAAUCGGUGCAGCAGCUAUGACUGGCGCAGUCACACACACAGUGUCCACUGCAGUGAUUUGUUUUGAGCUGACAGGCCAGAUCUCUCACAUCCUGCCCAUGAUGGUAGCAGUGAUCUUAGCUAACAUGGUGGCACAAGGCCUGCAGCCUUCUCUCUAUGACUCCAUCAUCCAGGUCAAAAAGCUUCCCUAUCUGCCUGAGCUUGGCUUCGGACACAUCAGCAAGUAUAAUAUCUUUGUGGAGGACAUCAUGGUGAGGAAGGUGAAGUUCCUGUCCCCUCAGUCCACCUACCGUGAGCUUGAUCUCCUCCUGCAGUCCACCACUCUCAAAACCUUCCCGCUUGUGGAUUCUAAAGAGUCAAUGAUCUUAUUGGGCUCUAUUGAGAGGUGUGAACUCCAAGCUGCAUGUGACUGGUGGCUGUCAGCAGAGAGGCGAGUUUAUAACCAAGGUCAAGGUAUAUCCAGUCCAGGGUCAAAAGUCAGCUGGGAGUGCUUCACAUUUAUAGAUGAAGAAGAACAAGAGGAGAACAAAGAGAAGGGUAAUACAGUCUGUGAGGGGCCAAAUCGCCCACUGGCCUUUUCCAAAUCUGAGGAGGACUCCACCAAUCACAAAGCAUCUGGUACCCUAAAGUCCAUGAGGAGUGCUCUUCGUCGCCUGUUCUCCACCUCUUCCACUUCGGAGCAGGCAGAGUCACAGGACCCCUUGCCACCUCCUCUAACAGAAAGCAUGAAUCCAGACGAGAUCAAAGCUUGGGAGGAGGCUGAGAUGGAUAAGCCCAUUGACAUUGAUCACAUUCGCAUUGAUCCCUCCCCAUUUCAGCUGGUGGAACGAACAUCACUGCAUAAGACACAUACUCUCUUUUCUCUGCUGGGUCUUAGUCAUGCAUAUGUCACCAGCAUAGGUAAACUAGUGGGGGUUGUUGCCCUUAAAGAGCUCCAGAAGGCAAUUGAGGGUUCGACUGGCAGUGGUGUGCGACUGCGCCCCCCUUUGGCCAGUUUCAGAGAUGCCAACCGCAAGGCCAAAAAGCACCCCCACACACCUUCUGCACCAUCUUCACCCACUCGAGACAGGGAGCUGUGGAGUGAAGGAGGAAAGAGGGAUGUGAAAGAUGACACAGAGGCCAAAUUGGCCGUGGCAAAAGAGACAGAGUACAAAGUCACCACAGGCAACAACAGCAAAGAUACAGGCAGCUCCUCCAAGGACCAGCUGCCCUCGCCUCCCACCCACUCCUCUCUUUCCAUACCUCUGUCAUCCCUCCACCCUCAGCCCAAACGAGAGACAAGUGAAGAAAGAGAGAGUGAAGAAGAGCCUGUUUAGGACUGCUGUUUUUACUUUCCACAAAGUCAGGCCUCUGAAGGGAGGCAAUUCAUAUCAUGGUGCAUUCUGGGAUGGUGAGUUCAGUCUGAGCUGAGUUUAGGCUGCAGAUGGACUAGAAAGUUGUACCGUGUGUAGUUGUUUUCUGGGAUUUUUGACAUUUGACAUAUUUUUGAUGCACUCAUGGCUGUGUGUCUCUAUAUCCGUUCUCUCAGGAUACUGACUAGAGCCUAAUCUCAGUCUGCUGGCAGAACCUGUGCUGCUUUUCAGCAGUUAUUGAGAAGCAGGUGCUGAACUUCAGAUAUAAUCAGCAGACUAAAGACCUUAGAUACCAGAAUGAUUCACUAAAUUGUUUUCUAAAUAAUUAAAGCUAUAGCAUUAUAUGUCUGUUAUCACAUUGUUUGACAUGGUUAAAACUGUUAUUGUAAUUACUGAAGUCUAUUUUUUGUUGUUGUGAACAAGCUUAUUGUCACAGAUCUGCUGUCAUUUCAAAUGAAAAGAAAACCUUUUUCAUUACAGAAAAAAAUAUGCACAAUAAAGCAUCACUUUUUUUUGUU
Molecule: messenger RNA, 3410 nt
Organism: Pygocentrus nattereri (red-bellied piranha)
Lineage: Eukaryota; Metazoa; Chordata; Actinopteri; Characiformes; Serrasalmidae
Gene: clcn1b
Product: chloride channel, voltage-sensitive 1b
Exons: 23
Coding region: 13-2856 (947 amino acids)
Biological process (GO): chloride transport; transmembrane transport
Cellular component (GO): membrane
Molecular function (GO): voltage-gated chloride channel activity
Source: RefSeq, a predicted model, not a curated record